AGCAAAGCCGGAAGUACGAAAGAAUGAAUGCUCUCGUUUCUACUGGCGACGUUUGACCCCUUGUAACAACAGCAUCAGACAAGGGAUAACCUAAUGAUGGAAGAAUUAGCAGAUGGUGAAGCGCCUCCUGUUGAGGAUCUGUCUCAGUGUAAUACGUGUAAAAGAUGGUUCUUCCCUAAAGUCCUGGAGAAGCACACAAAAAUUUGCCAAAAGACAACAACUAAAAAGAGGAAGGUUUUUGACUCCAGUAGACAAAGAGCUGAGGGAACAGAUAUCCCCGCACUCAAACCAAUCAAACCAAAGUCACAAAGCUCAGCUGCACCCCAGAAAGCAGAACCCCCGAAGAAACCUUCCAACUGGCGCAAGAAACAUGAGGACUUCAUCGCUACUAUUCGGGCUGCCAAGGUCCUCACUCAGGUCAUGAAGGAUGGAGGACCAUUACCCCCACCUCCUCCUCCUAGUUAUGAUCCAGAUUACAUCCAAUGCCCUUAUUGUCAACGGAGGUUCAAUGAGAGCGCAGCCGACAGACAUAUCAAGUUCUGCCAGGAGCAGGCUGCCCGCAUGCCCAAUAAAGGCAAGCCAGGAGAUGCCAGGAAGCCUCCUGGUCGCACACAGUACAAGCUUCCUGCUUCUGUAAAGAAGACCAACUCUCCUGCCGUGUCAUCCAUCCCGCCAGCCUCUUCUCGUUUACCCCAGAGAUCAGGCCUCGGCCAGUCCACCGGAAUCCCUUCUGGUAAGGUUUCCUCAUCUGGUUCAGUCAGGAGUAAUCCCUCCAGCGUAACGGGCCCACCAUCAGGAGUGGGAAAUAAGGCCAGAGUCAUGAGUUCUGGCUAUGGCUCUGCAAGGAAUACUCAGUCUGGAAUGGGACCCAACAAGAAGAAAGUUGACUCGUACAUAUCUAGGGAUGAUGUUGAUGACUAUAAUGAGAUUGGCAAUGGUGGAAUGAAGAGCAAGUUCUGUCACGCCUGCGGGACCAAAUACCCCGUAGAAUCUGCAAAAUUCUGCUGUGAGUGUGGGGUCAGGAGGAUGUGUAUCUGAUGGAGGUCAAGAGACAAGUAGGGUUGCACCAUUGCUGAAGUUAGCAUCAAAUGGUUUCUCCAUAACUGAUUAUUAUAGAAAUAAUCAAAAAAGAAACAUUAUGUCUCUACUUUUUUUUUAAUAUAUCACCAUCUACAUUGGUGCUUAAUGGCUGAUACAGUAACAGCCCAUCCAAACCAUUACAGUGGGGAUGGGAUGUCUUAUCAACAGGAAAUUGGAUUUAUAAAUGAGUAUCAGCAUUUAAAAGCCACUGGUGCAACCUCAGAGCAGAGAAGAAGAUCCUCCAAUGCUAAAUGAUGUGCUGUAAAAUCUGCAAAAGGAGGAGGUUAAGUGUGACUCACUAUAAUGGGUGUAAUUGCCCUCAUAUUUCAAUCCUAGUCAGCCUUCAUAUAAAACGAAUUCCUGAUACCUAUUUUGCCUCCAGUUCCUAUUGAACAGAGUGUGCUCCUGUUGAAGUGCAAUAUAAUUGACUACUGAAGAAAGCAGUGUGCUUUUCUAAAGAAAAUUGGCUGCAAAUUGCGUCUUACCACCUUGUUUUGACAGGGAGUGGUCCUAAAAUGUACUAGCUAUCAAAGGUCAGUGCUCCCUGUAAUGUCACUUUACUGGCAACAUUUCUCAUAGUAGUGAAAUGUAGUGCUACAAAUAGUCAAAUGUAGCAAUCAGUCCCUUUUACUUGCUCUUGCUCUAUAUUAUGAAAUUAUUUAUUUUCUUAUUGCAUUUCAUUUUUACUAAAUGGAGGACUGCAACUUUUCUUUCAUGCUGUGUAUUUUUAUUUGGAUUUGUAUAAAAUCAAACCAUACAUGGAUGUGUUGCAAUUACUUUUUUUUUUUUUUUUCCAUUCUACAAAGUUGGUAUUCAUUGCAUUGAGGUUUGUAGGAUCAUAGGUGCAGUAACACUACUGGUCUUUAUAGGUGGUUGAUCUUUCUUUCUGAUAGAUCUAUGAAGGUGGGACAGACAGCUCUCUUCUGAUGUGCAUCUGUAAUUUAUGUCAUUUCACCGUUGUUAACCAUAAUUUGAGUUUAGUUACAAAUUUAAACAAACUAUUCUGUUACUCGAAAAAAAUUAUUUAAACAGAUUGGUGGGUUUUCCUGUUCUGAUCUCAACAGUUUGACCUGAAUGAGAUUGUGCGCUUAAUACCAUGUAUAUCCACCAUCAAUAAACUUCCGUGAAGA
Messenger RNA from Melanotaenia boesemani (Boeseman's rainbowfish), 2210 nucleotides. RefSeq names its product zinc finger, C2HC-type containing 1A (gene zc2hc1a). Lineage: Eukaryota; Metazoa; Chordata; Actinopteri; Atheriniformes; Melanotaeniidae. The record is from RefSeq and is a predicted model, not a curated record. The transcript is spliced from 10 exons. Bases 94 to 1038 code for a protein of 314 amino acids.